Alternaria alternata is the source of this 1859-nucleotide messenger RNA. RefSeq names its product amine oxidase. Bases 310 to 1809 code for a protein of 499 amino acids. NCBI's taxonomy places the organism in Eukaryota, Fungi, Ascomycota, Dothideomycetes, Pleosporales, Pleosporaceae. The record is from RefSeq and is a predicted model, not a curated record. The transcript has 2 exons. Gene Ontology annotation, molecular function: oxidoreductase activity.
CGCCAAACGCCGAACCAUCGUCCCAUCAAAUCAUCACCAUUAUAGAAUAGGCUUACAUGUUCUUCACGAUAGCCCGAGCUUGGAUCUUUUUUGAUGCACACUGUAGCGCAGUGACUAUCGCCUUUCUCACAUUAAUGCCCCGAAAUGGCAAGGUUCACUCCGCCUGGUAGUGGUUCCUAGCCGUACAGAGCAUCAAGACGAUUCGACACACUGGGCACUGCAAAGAAAUGCUACUUAAGCCCGAUAGACCCCAUGGGCUCUACGCCGCUUGCUAGCACGUCGUUUCAUUGAUUUACUUCUCGUUGAAAUAUGGAUUCUCGCGAUGGUUACACAUGGACGCCCACCGACGGCCUCAAAGCGGGCGUGCCGUCCCUCGGCGUCAUAACACCUUCUACAAACCUUUCGGAAUCAGAAUCGGAAGAAUUCUACGAUGUCAUCGUUGUGGGCGCUGGCUACUGCGGGCUCACAGCCGCGCGCAACGCCGCGGUGGAAGGGUUGAAAGUGUUGCUACUGGAAGGCCGGGAUCGCAUUGGCGGCCGAUCCUGGUCAUCAAACAUCCAAGGUUAUCCCUUUGAGAUGGGGGGGACAUGGGUGCACUGGGGCCAAUCCAACACUUGGAGAGAGAUGGUAAGAUAUCAGAUGAUGAAUGAGGUGGAGAAGUCGUUUGAUUUCUCGCAUGGUGUCAAUCACUAUGAAUUGAAUAUUGGGCUUCAAGGCUCUACCAUGAGCCACGACGAGGAGGAUGCACUGCUUAUCGCAGCGUUGAAAAAAUUCACAAACAUAGAUGGAGCGUGUGGGAGAAACAUGAUUCCUUUACCCUACGACAUGUUCCACGUUGCCGAUGCGACGCACCUUGAUGAUCUCUCCGCUCAAGAUCGCAUCGAUGAGAUUGCACCAUCACUAUCGCCACAGGAGCGCGCCGCCGUCGAAUCCUUCGUCCUGCUAUGCAGUGGGGCCACUCUUGCGACAACGAGCUUCCUCGAAUUCAUGCAUUGGUGGGCUCUGUGUGGCUACACCUACGCAGGCUGCAUAGACAUGCUUAUCACCUGGAAGUUCAAGGGUGGACAAUCGAGCUUCGCAAUCAAAUUCUUCCAGGAAGCACUUGCAACGAAGCGUCUCGCAUACGCUUUCAACAGCCCCGUGAACAAGAUUCAGGAUACGGGUCGAACAGUAAAAGUCACAACGCGGGAUGGCCGCCGGUACGAAGCAGCGCGACUCAUCUCAGCCAUGCCUCUGAACGUCUUGGGCGAAGUGACUUUCGAGCCGCCGCUUUGUACUGGGAAACGAGAGGCUAUUGCGACGGGUCAUGUUAAUCAAUGCGUCAAGGUUCACGCAGAGGUGUCGAACAAGGAUCUUCGAUCUUGGACAGGCGUUACAUAUCCGCACAACGAGCUCAUGUAUGCCAUUGGCGACGGAACAACACCUGCAGGAAAUACACACAUCGUCUGCUUUGGCGGUAGUAACAAACAUAUCGACCCUGAGGACGACAUUGACGCAACGAAGCGUGCAGUUACGAACAUGUUCGUGCAGCAAAAAGACCAGCCUAACAUUGAGAGAUUAGUAUUCCACAACUGGUCGAAAGAUGAGUUUGCAAAGGGUGCGUGGUUUUUCUCAUCUCCUGGCUUCCUCGCGAAACAUCUGGAUCAUAUGCGGGAGAGGCAUGGGAAUGUACUGUUUGCGAACUCGGAUUGGGCACUUGGUUGGAGGAGUUUCAUUGACGGUGCGAUUGAGGAAGGGACGAGGGUUGCUUUUGAAGUGCGAAAAGAAUUGACGGAGUCACUGGACCAUGGUGGGAAAAGCAGUCUGUAAGAAGAGAUGAUGUAUAGUUUCUGUAGCAUAAGAAAACAUCCUUAUCAGUC